This is a messenger RNA of Cryptomeria japonica (Japanese cedar), 369 nucleotides long. RefSeq lists its product as uncharacterized. Bases 1 to 369 code for a protein of 122 amino acids. The transcript has a single exon. The record is from RefSeq and is a predicted model, not a curated record. Lineage: Eukaryota; Viridiplantae; Streptophyta; Pinopsida; Cupressales; Cupressaceae.
AUGACGGGAGUCAAAGAAUAUUUCACCGAAUUGGAGGAGAAAAAGCUAGAUUUCUAUAUUGAGCUUGGGGACAAUCGCAAGUACCAAGCAAUUGGUGUAGGCAUAGUCAGGUUUCAAAGGGAGUCUGGCAAAACUCUAUUGGUGGAGGACUUGUUGUAUGUCAAUUUCAUGAUGAAUAAUUUAAUCUUUGUUUCUACUUUGGAGGACAAGGGUUACAUCAUGACCUUUGAAGAGGGCAAAGUCUAUAUCCAUCCAAAGAACACCAACGUAGAAAAAGUGAUUGGAGUCAGGCAUGGCAGCUUGUUUUGGUUGCAGUUUGAACCAGCACAUGCAUUGGUAAGAAUUUGCAGAGGGCUUGGAGAAUUGUAG